This is a messenger RNA of Colossoma macropomum (tambaqui), 2810 nucleotides long. It is a transcript of the gene sertad2a, whose product is annotated as SERTA domain containing 2a. Gene Ontology annotation, cellular component: nucleus. The record is from RefSeq and is a predicted model, not a curated record. Gene Ontology annotation, molecular function: transcription regulator activity. Bases 362 to 1234 code for a protein of 290 amino acids. The transcript has 2 exons. Lineage: Eukaryota; Metazoa; Chordata; Actinopteri; Characiformes; Serrasalmidae.
CGAGAAAGAGAGCGGAGAGAGAGAGACAGACAGACAGACAGAGUGAGAGAGAGAGAGAAAGAGAAAGAACGAGUCAGACUGAAAAACAUCUCCGCACAGGAGCGCGAGACGAACAUGACAGCGCGUGCCUGUGUGCGCGUGUGAGCGUGGUUGAGCGUGAAUCAUGAGCGGUGAGUAAUGUCUCCUCUCUGACGUCACUCCUCCGGACUGAGGGAGCGGAGUGAGUGAAUCCGCUCGAGACUCCGCAGAUCAGCGGAGCAGCGCGAGCAGCCGGACUCACUCCGGACCGGCCGGAGCGGACCGAACCGCUUUAAAUGACCCUUUCAGAGCGCGCGCCGAGGCUACAUGUGAUAUCUGCUCCAUGUCGUGUACGGUGGGCCUGAAGAGAAAGCUGCAGUCGGAGGACGAGGAUGAAAAGGAACCCAAAGUGGCGGCCAUACUGGCGGACCCUCACCCAGCCUACUCCCUCCAGAGGGAGACCGUGCUGCAGCUGUCCCUGCAGAAGCUCUGCAGUCACGUAGAGACGGCUCUGGUGCGCCGCGUCCUCAUCACCAACACGCUGAGGUCCAUCCAGCAGGAGCUCAGUGAGCAGGGGGCGCUGAUCAUGACCCAAACACAGAGCGGAGAUACGGGGGUCAGUUGGGGUCACGGGGUUGGCACUGAGGGCAGUCUGACCCCGGCGUGGGUUCUGGAGCAAGACGGGGAACUGUUGUUUUCUCUACACUCGUCCAUUCAAGCACAUUCGGCCUCGUCCAUCAACAGAUCUUCUACAAAGGACAGUUUCUCCACAGCUUUGGCUGAAAUCGAGGAUUUGUGUCCCACUCUAACAGUGGCAGCCAACUCUACCUCUUUUUCUACGUCUUCGUCCAUCGCUCAGCCGGACCUUCAGUGCUCUUCUAACAAAAACAGUAGACUCAGCGUUCCAGCUGUUGAAAUAUCAGAAAAAGAGGCUCAAAUUCAUACUGGCUUAAUUGGGCCUUGUGACUCCGCCCACUUAUCCAGUUCCAUUUUUCUCCCUGAACUUUCACUGGACGAUUUCCUCUUCUCAGACAUCGACAACUUCCUGUGCGAGCUGAACCCUUGCGGCCCGAACCCGGGCCUGGCCCAGGGCUCAUCCUCGUCUAAGGUAGUUUCCAUGGUAACAGACGACCUCAUGAGGAACCUCACCAACCAGCCUUUCAAAACAGACCUGAACGAGCUGGACCACAUCAUGGAGGUUCUGGUCGGCUCAUGAGGGACAUGCGCCAAGCCCACAGUAAAGCGACAGUUUGGCGAAAAAUCGAUCAGCCAGGACGAGUUUCCUUCUGUAGCUUUGCACUGGAGCUACUAGGCUAACAUAGCUAACAAGCAACGGAAGCUCACCAAUGAGUAUUGUGCCAACAUGCCUUGAACCAAGUUGUGAAGUUGUUCCGUAAUUGCAAAAAUAGACUUGUUCAGAAGUUUCUGACACUGUAUGACAUCCUGUUAUCUGUUCAUAGUAUUUGAUUAAGAAGACCACGACGCCAUGUUGGCAGGCAAGCUGUAACUCUGACUGUGCUCUGAUAGAGCUUGUCUCAACACUGUUACUGCAGCUACAACCCUGCAGGUGGAUAAAAACCAAGCAAAAUAGACCAGAAUGACCACAAAAAAGAUUUAAAAAGAUAUGUAGACGCUUUAGAUGCGUCUCCAGAAAACGCUAUCAGGCUAGGAUUAACGAGACUGGUGAACUGGAUCCAGUCCAAGUCGGCUUCUUAUUCGCCAGUUUCUCAUUUGAAAUUUCCUUUCCACCUUAAAUGGUGCUGCAGUUACACAAAGGUUCCUUAAGCGUACAACGAAUGUUGGAACUUACCUGAAUAAGUGCCUCGGUUUAGCCCAAAACACGUGCCUUAAUCAAUAAAUACCUUAAACCUUCGCUUGUGGAUGUUUACUGUGCAGCUAACGAUCAGCCGUUGGACCUGUUGAACGCUUCUCACUGGCUGAUCUAAUGCCGCGUCCCAAACCACACACUUCUGUAUUUCAGCUGCUACUCUAAUGAGUGCACUAUUUACCAGCGCACAUACUAUUAAGUGUGCUAGUAUGCGGUUUGGGACGCCAAAAUAAUAAUGCGGUGGGAAAUUUCAGCUGUUCAGAUGUUAGCUUUUAUUUUUUGUCACUACAGCAGCAAAUCAAAUGAAAUCAAGUCAUUGCACUCAAAUACACUGGUUACAUUACACUGGCUUUAAAAAUGAGAUUUAAAAAGUGUUUACAGCCUUUGUUGGAUCUGUUACAGCUUUGUUAUCUCAUUACAAACCACCACAGCACUGCUGAAUGAGCUUGAUGUUGUCAUCGGAAUACUAUCAAUAGACAUGUACAAAACCAUAUUAGCACAGCCAGAAACAGAACAUGUUGUAACUCCGUGCUCACAGAUAACAGUAUACAGUGUCAGAAACCACAUAACUGUGUCUAUUUAAGAUUACUUAACAUCUUGGCUGAUUAACACUUUUGAUAUAAGAGGAACAUUCUGCAAAUGUGCUUUGCUUGUCAAACUAUUGCUUUAAGUUAAACAACCUUACAUUGUGAAAAGUUUUAAAAAUGGGUUCAAAGCCCAUUUUGUGAGUUUUGCAGUGUCCAAAGAUGUCAUGCCAGGGAAACAAACAUAUUUAUUCACAUGUGCACAAAUUUAUGUUACACCUGGCAGCGUUUUGUUAAGGCAGGGAUGUAAUAUAUUAGAUAUUCCUCAUCUGAAUAAAUUAUGCUUUAUUUUUAUUUAACGGUUUUCCUAUUUCACAGAUAUGAAGGGCUCUUAUUUUGAUACUAAAAUGUGUUUUUGAAAUAAAAAAAUGUUAAAAACA